Mauremys mutica (yellowpond turtle) is the source of this 2541-nucleotide messenger RNA. RefSeq names its product caspase 3 (gene CASP3). The coding region runs from base 286 to 1134 and encodes 282 amino acids. Gene Ontology annotation, cellular component: cytoplasm. NCBI's taxonomy places the organism in Eukaryota, Metazoa, Chordata, Testudines, Geoemydidae. The record is from RefSeq and is a predicted model, not a curated record. Gene Ontology annotation, biological process: keratinocyte differentiation; positive regulation of apoptotic process; apoptotic process. The transcript is spliced from 8 exons.
CAUGAGAUCAUCCUCCGUGGAUAAAUGUGCAUUUUCCUUGACAGAAAAUUACAUCAUUGCAUUAGCUAACUAAGGGACCUUCCCUCCUUCUACUAGCAAUUUCUUUCUGCCAUUUUCUGUCUCUUUUCUACCCCUUUCUUGUUGUGUGCAUCUUUUUCUUCCUCUUUCCUUGAAUCUACUCCUUUUUGUGUAUGCCCCUGUUCUUUCUGGAGGUUCUGCAAUUGCCUAAUUCCCCACCCUUCACUCAAAAAAGGCACUGAAUAAAGUUAACAAAUAAGAACAACAAUGGCAGAUAUAAAAGAUGGACUGCAAUCAGGUCACGAUGAGGCAGAUGCAAAAUCUCUCUUUGGUUCCCAAGGAAAGAGCCUGCCUGUUAGCAAAUCCAUGGACUCUGGAAUACAGCCAGAUGAGAGUUACAAAAUGGAUUAUCCAGAAAGUGGGAUAUGUAUAAUAAUAAAUAAUAAGAACUUCCUGCAAGCCACUGGAAUGUCAUUCCGAUCUGGUACUGAUGCAGAUGCUGCACACAUCAGAGAAACUUUUAUGACUUUGGGAUAUAAAGUCAACCUUCACAAUGAUCGUACAGGGAAGCAAAUGUUUGACAUCUUGCAAAAUGUUGCUAAAGAUGAUCACAGCAAUCGAAGUAGUUUUGUUUGUGUGCUGUUAAGUCAUGGUGAAGAUGGAUUAAUCUAUGGUACAGAUGGUCCUUUCGAAUUAAAAAUGUUAACAGGCCUGUUCAGAGGAGACAGAUGUAAGAGUCUUGUGGGAAAGCCAAAACUCUUCUUCUUUCAGGCUUGUAGAGGGACAGAAUUAGAUUCUGGUGUUGAAACAGACAGUAGCUCAGAGGAAAAUACAUGUCAGAAAAUGCCUGUAGAAGCAGACUUCCUAUAUGCAUAUUCUACUGUUCCGGGCUAUUACUCCUGGAGAAACUCAUCAGAAGGCUCCUGGUUUAUUCAGUCGCUAUGUUUGAUGCUGAAACAACAUGCAAAGAAACUUGAGCUUAUGCAGAUACUAACACGUGUAAAUCGCAAGGUGGCACAAUUUAGUUCGUAUUCAAACCAACCAGGUUUUCAUGGAAAGAAGCAGAUUCCGUGUAUUGUGUCCAUGCUCACCAAAGAACUGUACUUCGCUCACUAAAGAACUUCACCUUGUAACUUACAUUUCUCCCACUAAAUAAUUUCACACAUUUGUAUUUGUAAUGUUUGCACAAAGUGAGAAAACAAAACUAGCAUUGAAUAUCACUUACAAAUCUGAAUUAAUGUUUACUAUUCUAUGUAGGUAAUAUAGAUGAGAAUUUAAGACCCUACUCAGAGCUAAACUUGUCCAUUAGAACAGUAGAACUUGGUGUUGCUCUCUCAGAAACUCAGGCUCAGGUAACUAAAUACGGAGAAACUUGAAAGUAAUUCCACAGCAUUACUACUAAUCUAUAUUACCUACUUUCUGGAGAAAUGGAAGAAAGAGACAGGUUGAAUUGCUUAUUGGUUCUAGUGUGACAUUACAUUUCAUUCUGGCUGGAGGAAGAGAGAGAAAAAAUUAGUGUAUUCUAAAUAGUUUCUCUUUCCAUUUUGGACAUAAUUAGGGAACAGAUUCAGAAUAUGGCAUAUACCAGUGCCAUUUUAUUAUUUUUGGCAAUAUUGUAUUAGUGUCACUACAAAUGAGUGGGUUUUAAAAGUACUGCAGAGAAAUGUGUAAACUGUAGAAGCAGGUUAUUACAUUUGUUUAUACAAUAGUGUAGCUUAUUCAGAGUUUCAAACAAUUUUUUGUCCUACACUCUGGCUUUUUAACUUUCUAUCAAAUAUGAAAAGUUAUGAGACUUAGCUUGUCAGUGCUUACUACCCACUUAAAAAUACAAUUCAUACAAUUGAUUUUUGGAGCUGAGGAACUAAGAGACCCGUCUUGCAAAAUGCUCUUUGCAUUCCACCCUUAACUCCCUGGGAUAUGAGGGUUCUCAACACCUCUUACAACCACUUUGGUCUCGAUCCUACAAGGCAGCAAAUGGAACUGCAUUUCUGAAUGGUAAAUUUUCCUUUUUCUGCCAUAUUUGAUAGGAUUUUUUGUUUUGCUUUUGCAUUAUAUAAAUACCACAUUUCAUCUGUCCCAUAAAGUAGAUUUGUAGUGUUGGAGAAAAGUCAGUGAUUUUGUCUAGUAUCAAAUUUGAUAAUUAACUUUAAAGGUUUGGUAAAACAGGCAUAUUGAGUAAAAUAUGACACAGUAAAUUAGUUCUUUUGAUUUUGCAUUUUGUGACAGUAAACUACACUAAUAAUGGAGUACAGGAGAUAAAAAAACAAAAGUGAAGCAGAUUUUUUGUUUAUAUAUUAAAUCAUAAAAUAAUUUAUCUUGAUUCAGACUGACAAUCUACACCUUUUGAUUAAUGAAAAAGAAUACUCAGAAUUGUAAUGGCUGCAUUGAACGCUUGCAGAUAAGACUUUUUAAACUUUUUAAAAAAUAAGUUGCAUAACUAAUGGUAGCAACUACACCUUGUCAUUUCAAUAAGGAGUCUUUGGAUCUUUUUUACUUAUUAAAUUAAAUAUUGCCUAAGUUAAA